AUGCUCCUAUCAAAGUCUAACCACCCGAUCCUGCUGCUGGCUUUGGGCUUUCUCUUUAGUGAAGCUCAAGGAUUUCUCGAUGGCAGGAAAACUAUCGGCUAUCGAUCAGUUUCCAAAGAGGAAGCCGAGAUUAUCAAUGCCGACAACAAGCUACAUAAAGAUGAAGACGCCGAUAGCUUAAAGUACCUUAAUCCAUUAGGAUUUGGUAGUUAUCUAGAACCUGAUAUCUGGCCAGGUGAACCAGGGGACUGGUAUUGUGCUGUCGAAGCGGAUAGUAGUAAGCUCGAUAAAAUACGCAAAGUAUGGAUCCCGGAAUUUUGGAAAAGAACGGACCAGUUUGGUAACCUGAUUGGGGAAGAGGAAUUGUAUGGAAACGAAGCCCUUACCGUGGGAUAUAUCGGGACAGUGGUGCCAGAGCCCCAGAAAGCGUUGCGCUUCUCAGAGGUCGGUCUCAAUAGGGAGCUGUCAAUGCUUAUUCCAACGCAAGUGAUUGAUAGCGAUGAUUUGGAACUAUGGUGCAAAUGCUAUGAAACAAAAGAAGAGCUGAGAGAAGCUUCGGAUGGGGCUAUUGAUUGGGAAGCUUGGGGUAUUGAAGGAGAUCGUGAACCAGCGAACCCUUCCUAG
Molecule: messenger RNA, 624 nt
Organism: Drepanopeziza brunnea f. sp. 'multigermtubi' MB_m1
Lineage: Eukaryota; Fungi; Ascomycota; Leotiomycetes; Helotiales; Drepanopezizaceae
Source: RefSeq, a predicted model, not a curated record